Molecule: messenger RNA, 1776 nt
Organism: Bombyx mandarina (wild silkworm)
Lineage: Eukaryota; Metazoa; Arthropoda; Insecta; Lepidoptera; Bombycidae
Gene: Cluap1
Product: clusterin associated protein 1
Biological process (GO): cilium assembly
Cellular component (GO): microtubule organizing center; intraciliary transport particle B; cilium
Source: RefSeq, a predicted model, not a curated record
AACCACUGAAGUAUAAAGGUCUAUGGUAAGAACAGGUAAUGUAACAGGUUAUGUUAUCAAUGAGAAAGACGUUGUCAUAGUAACGGCUUUUCACAACAAGUCUAUCCUUAAGUGUUAGAACAGUGCUAUUUUGUAAACACGGUAAAAACUGCUAUUCCAGUGAGAACGAUAUGUCGUACCGUGAUCUUAGAAAUUUCAGCGAAGCCAUGCGCGUGUUAGGCUUCCCGAAGCCAAUAUCCUUGGAGAGCUUCAGGAUCCCUAACUGGGAACUGGUGGAGGAGUGUCUCCGCUGGCUGGCGGCGAGGGUCGACCCCAACGCCGUCCUGGCCGGCGGCCGGGGCAGCGUGGAGCAGCGCGUGUCCAUAGUGACGCACGCGGUGUCUCUGUUUCACUCCCGGGCGAAUCUUAAACUAAACGGCAAGAAGUUGUACGGUGCUGAUGGCUGGGCCGUGCGUGAGCUGCUGAAGGUGGCGACCUUGCUGAGAGCAGCCUUGGAGUCACCGGGCUCUGAAGACCAGUCCGAUUCAACUCCGUUGUCUUAUGACAUCAGUAAUAGGUUGGGGGAAAUAAAACAAGCUCGUGCUUUAGCUACGGAAAUUACCGCUCAAGGCGCUUUCCUAUACGACUUACUGACUAAGGAACCUGAGAAUAAGGAGUCCCGAGAGCAGGCCCUGUCCCGUCCUUUAGACAUGUCGGCCAUGGAGUCGUGUCUCCGGCGCGCCCUGGACACGGUGGCGUCCCGGGUGAGCUCUGCCCGGGAGCAGUGCGGCGGCGUGGCGGCCAGCGAAGCCGCCCUGGACGCCAAGCUGGAGAGACGCCGCGCGGAGCUGCAGCGAGCCGAGAAAAGACUACACACAGUGCAGAAGAUUAAACCGGCGUACCAGGGCGAACUUUCAGCGCUGGAAACCGAACUAGGGCAGCUCUGGGACGACUACGUCCUGAAGUAUCGCUGCGUUGAAGCUUUGAAGCAUCAACUGAGCUUACUCGAGAGCGCUCAGGCUGAGGCGGCUGAAGAGCAGCAGACCGCCAUCAUGCAGCUCAUCCACAAAUAUGAGGCAGAAGACGUCCUAGGGAAGAUCAGCGGAUCCGACGAGAUGGAGUCGAGUGACGAGUCGCAGGAUGCGGAGGAGGCGAAGCCGCCGCGCCCCGCCACCCGACCCAAGACCAGACUCAGGAUCAAAACUGCAGGUCGCGAGCGGGGGGGCGAGGCGCGGGGGGGCGCGGCGCGGGACUGGGACCACAUCCGCGACGAGGUCGAGGGAGACUCGCAGUCCGACUCCGACUUAUCGGAUCGGGAGAUCUACGACCCCCAAGCCCGGUGGUCCCGAGCGCGGACCCGCCCCACCACUCGGACCCUGGCCGCCGCUGACGACGAAGACUUCGCCGAUCUAGCACAAGGAGGCGAACGUGAUGAUGGAGACUCUCUGGGCAGUUCGUCGGAGAGCGAGCUAAGGCUGACGAGUGCCGCCCCUGCACUCAGCGACAACGAAUUUUAGUCUUAUAGGUUACUAGCUGGUAUUUUGUAGUAUGAAAUGUUUAUAAGUAUAUGUGUGACCCACAGUGUGAUCCUAAGAAGAAGACGCUGUACCAGAAUUCAAGUAUUCUUUUUAGGUUUUCGUGCUUUUACACCUAUCACGUGCUUGUGAAAUAUUUCUUAAAACUAUGUUUAAUGUUAAAUAAUGAAUAAAAAGAUUUGUCCACAAGAUAUAUCAAUUUGCGUAUUUCCUUGUGAUUAAUGUUUAACGCGUUCCGGUUUCUAGGAAGGGACAGACGUUG